GCGUGUUACCUGGCGAUGUGGCGCGCGACGCGGAGGUUGGCGAUGGCAACGGCGGCGGCGGCGCCGUCGUCUCCCCUGGCGGGCGGGGGGAGGGCAGCGCCGCUGCAUUUAUCAUCGCUGCUGGGCGGCUGUUUAUGUCAGUCGAGCCGCCGCGCACGGAGGUGGAUCUCUCCUGCCUCUCUCGUGGACCCGAAGGUGAACGGAGCGCGUAUUUUGUUUAGGGAGAUCAACAACACAAUCAUGCCUGAGAUAAAUACAGAUGAAUUGGAUGAGCAACAAGUGCAGUUGCUGGCAGAGAUGUGCAUCCUAAUAGAUGAAAAUGACAACUGGAUCGGUUCAGAAACAAAGAAAAACUGCCAUCUGAAUGAAAAUAUUGACAAAGGAUUAUUGCAUCGUGCUUUCAGCGUUUUCUUGUUCAACACGGAGAAUAAGCUACUGUUGCAACAGAGAUCAGAUGCCAAAAUCACUUUUCCAGAUUGUUUUACCAAUACCUGUUGCAGUCAUCCCCUAAGCACCCCCCUUGAGCUGGAAGAAAAUAAUGCCAUUGGUAUUAGAAGAGCAGCGCAGAGAAGACUGAAAGCCGAGUUAGGAAUUCCACUGGAUCAGGUCACUCCAGAAGAAAUCUUCUACCUAACCCGAAUUCACUACAAAGCCCAAUCCAAUGGAACGUGGGGAGAACAUGAAAUUGAUUAUAUCCUUUUUGUGCAGAAGAAUGUACAGCUGGAUCCAGAUUUCAAUGAAAUUAAAAGCUACUGUUAUGUGACUCAAGAAGAAUUGAGAGAACUGCUGGAAAAGGCUUCUAGAAAUGAAAUUAAGAUUACUCCAUGGUUCAGACUAAUUGCAGAGACUUUUCUCUUUAAGUGGUGGGACAACUUGAAUAAUUUGAAGAGAUAUGUUGAUCAUGAUAAGAUACACAGAAUGUAACAAAUAGGGCUGUCCUAAAAUAUCAUAUCAUAAAUUUUUCAUACUGAAAUUAUUUGUUGAAGCAAUGUAUUUGCAAAUUGAUUGUAACAGGAAAUUAGGAAUAGGCCCCUUUAAACGGAAGUUAGAUAUUUAUCUCACAUUGCAUAGCUGGCUUGCUCCUGGAAUAUUUCUUUUCAUUUCAUGGUAUUAAGUAGUGAUUAACGAGUUUGCACUCCGUGGAAACCACUGUAAGUCUGAAUAGUCGCCAAGCCACAAUGCCAUGGGAGUAAUUAGGGCUUGAUUACAAUCUCUCCCACAAUAUCUGUUUGCACAAUAUGGAACACAUCAGCUUACCAGUUUUAAGUGUAGGUAAAAUGAAGAGGUGAAUCUGAACUAGUCAACCCUAAAAGCUUUUGUAUUUUAUACCAGUCUUACUGAAACAUGCAGCACAGCAGUUUUUCUAUACUGUCCCUCUUCAAGUUACCUACUUAUCUUUCAGGUAAUUAGCACUUCCAUAUUUAUACUUUACACUGUUUCGUGUUUGACUUGCUUUUGAAGAACCUAUUCACUUGGAAGCUAUUCUAGCACAUAAGAUAUACUUUCCCCAUUUGAAAAGAUACCCAACAUUUCAAACUAGAAAUGUUAAAAUUUCUGUAUUCGUAGAUUCUAAAUGUCUUUCCUGUAGGAAUUAAGCUAUGAUCUAAAAGAAAGGAAAUCUUAAAUGUAAAUAACCUUUUUCACAGAAUCUUGAAAAAUACCUGAGCUAUUAACAACCAAUAAAGGAAAGAUUGUUAGACAUAUCCUAUGGUCUAGGCAAAUGGUGUUGGUAUAUUUUUCGUAAAUACAAUUAUGAACCAUGAAAAUUAAAGUUUAAAGAUUGAACCUGA
Messenger RNA from Pseudonaja textilis, 1790 nucleotides. It is a transcript of the gene IDI1, whose product is annotated as isopentenyl-diphosphate delta isomerase 1. Lineage: Eukaryota; Metazoa; Chordata; Lepidosauria; Squamata; Elapidae. Gene Ontology annotation, molecular function: isopentenyl-diphosphate delta-isomerase activity. Gene Ontology annotation, cellular component: cytoplasm. Gene Ontology annotation, biological process: isoprenoid biosynthetic process; isopentenyl diphosphate biosynthetic process. The record is from RefSeq and is a predicted model, not a curated record.